AUGUAUAUUGAAGAUUGGGAUGAAUUUUAUGAUAAAUCAGAGCAAUUAUAUAGAACUGAUCCAAAAAGGACCAGAUUUUCAUUUAAAUUUAGACAUGUAGAAGGAAAAGUUGUUUUAAAAGUUACCAAUGAUACAGUGAACCUUAAAUUUCAAACAGAUAAAGAAAAUGAUUUCAAAAGGAUAGAUCAAAUUAAUUCUUUAUUUUUUAGACUUACUACAGAACAAUAA
Dictyostelium discoideum AX4 is the source of this 228-nucleotide messenger RNA. It is a transcript of the gene srp9, whose product is annotated as signal recognition particle 9 kDa subunit. The coding region runs from base 1 to 228 and encodes 75 amino acids. The record is from RefSeq and is a predicted model, not a curated record. Gene Ontology annotation, molecular function: 7S RNA binding. Gene Ontology annotation, cellular component: cytosol; signal recognition particle; cytoplasm. Gene Ontology annotation, biological process: SRP-dependent cotranslational protein targeting to membrane; negative regulation of translational elongation. Lineage: Eukaryota; Evosea; Eumycetozoa; Dictyosteliales; Dictyosteliaceae. The transcript has 2 exons.